AUGGCCCUAGUUCUGUGGGUCUUGGCUCUGCUGAGCUCGGUCUGCUCCACGGGGGCCAACAUCUUUGAAUACCAGGUGGACACACAGCCCCUGCGCCCAUGUGAGCUGCAGAGGGAGGAGGCCUUUCUGAAGAGGGCAGACUAUGUGCCCCAGUGCGCUGAGGACGGCAGCUUCCGGACCGUCCAGUGUCAGAACGGUGGCGGGGCCUGCUGGUGUGUGGGGGCCGACGGCGGCGAGAUCCCGGGCAGCAGGCGGCCCGGGCGGCCGGUGUCUUGCCUGUCCUUCUGUCAGCUGCAGAAGCAGCAGAUUCUGCUGAACAGCUACCUCAACAGCACGGCCAUGUCCUACCUGCCCCAGUGUGAAGACUCAGGAGACUACGCACCCAUCCAGUGUGACGUGUGGCAGCUGCAGUGCUGGUGUGUGGACACGGAGGGCAUGGAGGUGUAUGGGACCCGCCAGCAGGGCCAGCCAGCGCGCUGCCCCAGGAGCUGUGAGAUCAGAAACCGCCGCAUCCUCCACGGAGUUGGGGACAGGUCACCCCCGCAGUGUUCCUCAGAGGGGGACUUCAUGCCCGUCCAGUGCAAGUUCGUCAACACCACAGACAUGAUGAUUUUCGAUCUGGUCCAGAGCUACAACAGGUUUCCAGAUGCAUUUGUGACGUUCCGGUCCUUCCAGAACAGAUUCCCUGAGGUGUCUGGCUAUUGUCACUGUGCUGAUAGUCAAGGGCGGGAGCUGGCCGAGACAGGUCUGGAGCUGUUACUGGAUGAGAUUUACGACACCAUUUUUGCUGGGCUGGACCUCGCCUCCACCUUCACGGACAGCACCCUCUACCGGAUACUGCAGAGGCGGUUCCUGGCCAUCCAGUUAGUCGUCUCUGGGAGGUUCCGAUGUCCCACCAAAUGUGAAGUGGAGCGCUUCGCAGCGACCAGCUACGGUCACCCGUACGUUCCAGCCUGCAGCCGGAGCGGGGACUACCGGCCUGUGCAGUGCCAGCGGGACGGGCCAUGCUGGUGUGUGGACACGCGAGGAAAUGAGGUCCUUGGGACGUCACAGACAGGAGGGCUGCCAUCGUGUGGUGAAGACCGGUCUUGUGCAUCAGAGAGGCAGCAGGCCUUGUCUAGACUCUACUUUGGGCCCUCUGGCCACUUCAGCCAGCACAGUUUGUUCUUUUCUCCUGAGGAGAGAGAGAACUCUCAGAGAGUGGCCAGAUUCUCUACAUCCUGCCCACCCCUGUUCAGGGAGCUCUUUGUUGAUUCUGGCCUUCUCCGUCCCAUGGUGGAAGGGCAGGAUAAACAGCUUCCUGCCUCACAAAGUCUACUCAAGGAGGCCAUCAGAGCAGUUUUCCCCUCCAGACAGCUGGCACGUCUGGCCCUACAGUUUACCACCAACCCCAAGCGACUCCAGCAGAACCUCUUUGGAGGAAACUUUUUGGUGAAUGUUGGCCAGUUUAACUUGUCAGGAGCUCUUGGCACAAGAGGCACAUUUAAUUUUAGUCAAUUUUUCCAGAAACUUGGUCUUUCAGGCUUCAAGGAUGAAGAGGGAUUUGUGGGUGUAAUGAAACAGCUGUCUGUGGGACCUGAAUCAAACCUUGGCAAGGAAACCACUGAUGGCUCUGAUAAGGCUAUGAAUUUGCCAAUUAUAGGCAGCUUUGGCUUUGAAGUUAACUUACAGGAGAACCAAAAUACUCUGAAAUUCCUAGCUUCUCUCUUGGAUCUUCCAGAAUUCCUUCUUUUCCUGCAGCAUGCUGUUUCUGUGCCUGAGAAUGUGGCUGAGGACUUAGGGGAUGUGAUGGAAAUGGCACUUAGUGCCCAGGCCUGUGAGCAGCCACCCCAAAAGCUGUUUGUCCCAGCAUGCACAGCAGAAGGGAGCUAUGAGGAUGUCCAGUGCUCUGCUGGAGAGUGCUGGUGUGUGGAUCCCCGGGGCAAAGAACUUCCUGGCUUCAGAGUUACAGGCACACGACCCAGGUGCCCCACUCAAUGUGAAAAGCAAAGAGCACAAAUGCAAAGUCUCCUGAAAAGCCAAUCUGCUGGGUCCAGCCUACCUGUCCCUGCUUGUUCCAGUGAGGGGCAUUUCCUACCUGUUCAGUGCUUCAACUCUGAGUGCUACUGUGUGGACACUGAGGGACAAGCUAUCCCUGGAACUCAAAGUGUAACCGGAGAGCCCAAGCAGUGUCCUACACCGUGCCAGCUGCAGGCAGAACAAGCUUUCCUGAGGACAGUGAGGACCCUACUCUCUGAUUCCAGCCCACCACCCGCUCUGACCAGCAUCUACAUCCCACAGUGCAGGGCUGAUGGGCAGUGGAGACGCGUGCAAUGUGAUGGGCCCCCAGAGCAGGCCUUCGAGUGGUACCAACGAUGGGCAGCUCAGAGCAGCAGUGGCCAGGAGCUGACCCCUGCCCGGCUGCUGAAGGAGAUCAUGAGCUAUAGAGAAGUGGCUUCCAGAAGCUUCCCCCUCUUUGUCCAAAGCUUGUAUGAGGCUGGUCAACAAGACAUCUUCCCAGUGCUGGCGAGAUACUCUGCCUUCCGGGACGUCCCCCCGGCCGUGCUGGCAGGCGAGCUGACCCAGCCUGCGGGGAGCACCCUCCUGGAGCCCUACCUCUUUUGGCAGAUCCUCAGAGGCCAGCUGCGCCGCUACCCGGGGCCGUACUCGGACUUCAGUGCCCCCUUAGUCCACUUGGACCUUCGGAGGUGCUGGUGUGUGGACGAGGCUGGUCAAGAAGUGGACGGCACUCGGGCCGAGCCAAGUGCGGUUCCAGCAUGCCCUGGCUCCUGUGAAGAAGCAAAGUUCCGAGUCCUGCAGUUCAUUAAGGAAACAGAAGAAAUUGUCUUGGCUUCCAACAGUUCAAGGUUCUCUCUGGGGGAGAGCUUCCUAGCCGCCAAGGGGAUCCAGCUGACCAGUGAGGAGCUGUCCCUUCCCCUGUCCUUCUCAGCCCGGGAGACGUUCUCUGAGAAGUUUCUGACGGGGAGUGAUUAUGCACUUCGCUUGGCUGCCCAGUCGACCGUCGCCUUUUAUCAGACACGUGUCUCUUCCUUGGCUGGAUCCGGCACCCUUCUGAGCAGUGGCCCCUAUGUGCCCCAGUGUGAUGCCUCUGGGAGCUGGGCACCCGUGCAGUGCCAUGCAAGGACCGGACACUGCUGGUGUGUGGAUGGGAAGGGCGAGUAUCUCCCUGCCUCCCUGGCUGCUCGCUCCCCACGGAUGCCCCAGUGUCCAUCGACCUGUGAGAACUCCAGAGCUAGCGGACUGAUUGCCAGCUGGAAACAGGCUGUGUCUCCUACAAACCCAUCUCCACAAGACCUGUUCAUCCCGACCUGCCUGGAGACAGGAGAGUAUGCCCGGCUGCAGGGCUCCGAGGCUGGCACGUGGUGUGUGGACCCAGCGACGGGAGAGGGCGAGCUGGAGCUCCAGGCUCUGGACGGCCGUGGCCAGUGCCCGAGCCUCUGUGAGGGGGUCAAGAGCAGAGUCCUUGAACAGAGAGCUGGCCCAGGCUACGUCCCCGUCUGCAGGGCAGGGGAUGGGAGCUUCUCCUCGGUGCAGUGUGAACCGGCCACUGGCAGCUGCUGGUGUGUCCUGACCAGUGGAGAGCAGGUGCCCGGGACCCGAGUGACUGGGAGCCAGCCUACCUGUCAGAGCCCGCUGUGCCCACUCCCGCUCGGCAGAGCUGAUGUUGAUGGUGGGACGAUCCUGUGCGAGGAGCCCUCGGGACAGGGAGCUGCUGCCGCCCAGAAGUGCCAGCUGAGGUGCCGUCAGGGCUACCAGAGUGCCUUCCCGCUGAGGCCCCUGGUGUGCAGCGUGGAGAGUGGACGCUGGGAGGCAGAGCCACCCCUGCCCCAGGCCUGUCAGAGGCUCCAGCCGUGGCAGACCGUGCAGACCAGAGCACAGUUCCAGCUUCAGCUUCCGCAGGGCAAGAUGUGCAGUGCUGACUACGCAGGCCUGCUGCAGGCCUUCCGCACCUUUCUGCUGGACGAGCUGACCGCCCGCGGCUUCUGCCAGAUCCAGGUGAUGACAUUCGGGACCCUGGUUUCCAUCGCUGUGUGUGACGAGUCCACUGUGCAGGUGGAGUGUCUGACCGUGGAGCGACUGGGCGUGAACGUGACGUGGCGAGCUCGGCUGGAGGACAUCCCAGCGGCCUCGCUGCCCGACCUGCACGACGUCGAGGAGGCCCUUGUGGGCAAGGAUCUCGUCGGACGCUUUGUAGAUCUGAUCCACAGCGGCGAGUUCCAGCUACAUCUAGAUUCCAAGACAUUCCCCGCUGACCCCUCCAUCCGCUUCCUCCACGGGGACAGCUUUGAUACCUCUCCCAGGGCAUGGUUCGGGUGCUUGGAAGGAUUCCACAGCGUCUCAGCCAUAAGCACGGACUCAGUGGGUCAGGAUUCACCAGGAUGUGUGCAAUGUCCUGAAGGAAGUUACUUCCAGGAUGAGUUGUGUGUUCCCUGUCCUGUGGGAUUCUACCAAGAGCAAGCAGGUAGCUCUGCCUGCGUCCCAUGCCCUGUGGGCAGAACGACCGUGUCUGUUGGAGCUUUUAGCCUGACUCAGUGUGUCACCAGCUGUCAGAGGAAUGAGGCAGGCCUGCAGUGUGACCAAGAUGGCCAGUACCAGCCACAGCAGGCAGACAGCAGCAAUGGGAAGGCCUUCUGUGUCGACCCUGAGGGGCAGAAACUGCCUGGGCUGGAAACAGAAGCCCCUCUCACUGAGUCUCAAUGCCUGAUGAUGCGGAAAUUCGAGAAGGUUCCAGAAUCUAAGGUGAUCUUCAGUGUUGAUGCUCCUGUCAUGAUCAGGUCCAAAGCACCUGGUUCUGAGUCUCCACUGAUUGAGUGUUUGACAGACUGUGCGGAAGACGAGGCCUGUAGCUUCCUCUCUGUGAACACAGCAGGACCAGAGAUCUCAUGUGACUUCUACUCAGGGACGAAUGACAGCGUUUCCUGCAUGACUUCUGACCAGGGGGAAAAUGCACUGGGCAACUUGAUGGCCACCAGCUUCAGAAGUCUUACAUGCCAAGUGCGAGUGAGGCGUGGGGAUCAAGCCUCUCUGGGCGUGUAUUUGAAACAGGGGCAACAAUUCACCACUGCAAGUCGGAAAAGGUUUGAGCCAACUAACUUCCAAAAUACGCUCUCCGGAAUGUACCACUCCUCCGUAUUCUCGGCCUCUGGAGCCAGCGUCACUGACGUGCACCUCUUCUGUCAACGCACCUGUGACCGGGAUCCCUGCUGCGAUGGCUUCAUCCUCACUCAGGCCCCAGGAGACUCCAUCAUCUGUGGCCUACUGAGUUCCCCUAAUGUCCUGCUUUGCAACAUCAAUGACUGGAGAGCUGUUCCUGAAGCCCAGCCCGCUAAUGCCACAUGCCCUGGUGUGACCUACGACCUGGGCAGUCGCCAAGUGACCUUGCGUCUGGGAGGUCAGAAGUUCGUCAAGAGUCUGCCAGCCCCGGAUGGAACUCAGGAUAGCCUUUCCCGUUUCCAGCGGGUUUAUCUCUGGAAAGAUUCUGACAUGGGGUCUCGGGCUGAGUCCAUGGGAUGCAGAAGAGAGGCGGCACCAAGGUCUAUGUCACCAGCAGAAACAGAUUUGGUGACAAAGAGUUUCUUCCCAGUGGACCUUAGCCAGAUCACUGUUAAUGCAAGCCGACAGCUGCCCAGCCAGCAGCACUGGCUUUUCAAACACCUCUUCUCGCCCCAGCAAGCAAACCUGUGGUGUCUCUCUCGCUGUGCCCAGGAGCCAUCCUUCUGUCAGUUCGCAGAGAUAACAGAUGGUGCACCUUUGUUCUUCACCUGCACCCUCUACCCCGAGGCCCAGGUGUGUGACGAUGUGUUAGAGUCCAGUCCAAAGGGUUGCAGAGUGAUCCUGCCCCACAGACCCACAUCUCUGUUCCGGAAGAAAGUCAUGCUGGAAGGUAAAGUGAAGAACUUCUAUGCUCGCCUGCCCUUCCAAACACUCAUGGGGAUUUCCAUUCGAAGUAAAGUGCCCAUGUCCGAAAAAUCCGUUUCUAACGGGUUCUUCGAGUGUGAGCGGCUGUGUGAUGCUGAUCCCUGCUGCUCUGGUUUUGGAUUUCUCAACGUCUCCCAGCUUAAAGGAGGAGAGGUGGCGUGCCUGACCCUUAGCAGUCUGGGGCUUCAGACAUGCAGCGAGGAGAACGGGGGAGCCUGGCGCAUUUUAGACUGUGGAUCUUCUGACACUGAAGUGCGCACCUAUCCCUUCGGAUGGUACCAGAAACCUGUUUCUCGAAAUGGUGUUCCUGGUUUCUGUCCCUCACCCGCUCUGCCUCCCCUCGCAGAGAACGUCUCUCUGGAUGCAUGGCAGCUGCUGACCUCCUCUUCAGUCAUUGUUGAUUCGUCCAUCCAGCACUUUGACGUGGCACACAUUAGCACUGCUGCCGACAACGACUUCCCUGCCGCCAGAGACCUCUGUUUACUGGAGUGUUCGCGUCACCAGGCCUGCAUCGUCACCACUCUGCAUCCCCAGCCUGGGGCUGUGAGGUGCAUGUUCUAUGCUGACACCCAGAGCUGCACACACAGUCUGCAGAGCCAGAGCUGCCGCCUGCUGCUCCGGGAAGAAGCCACCUACAUCUACCGCAAGAAGCCAGACACUGCCCUGUUCAGUCUCGAGGCAUCUUCACCUUCAGUGUCCAUCACCACCCAUGGCCGCCUGCUGGGCAGGUCUCGGGCUGUCCAGGUGGGCACUGCCUGGAAGCAGGUCAUCCAGUUCCUUGGAGUGCCGUACGCUGCCCCACCCCUGGCAGAGAACCGCUUCCAGGCUCCGCAGCCCCUGAACUGGACCGGCUCCUGGGAUGCCACCAGGCCUCGGGCCAGCUGCUGGCAGCCUGGAGCCCAGACGCCCUCACCUGGGAUCAGCGAGGACUGCUUGUACCUUAAUGUAUUUGUCCCUGAAAACCUGGCCCCCAGUGCCUCGGUGCUGGUCUUCUUCCACAACACCCUGGAGGACACAGGGACAGAGAGGCGGCUGGCCGUCGACGGUUCCUUCCUGGCUGCUGUUGGCAACCUCAUCGUGGUCACUGCCAGCUAUCGCGUGGGCAUCUUCGGCUUCCUGAGCUCUGGGUCCAGCGAGGUGAGCGGGAACUGGGGACUUCAGGAUCAGGAGGCAGCUCUGACCUGGGUGCAGAAGCACAUUGGACAGCUGGGCGGGGACCCCAGGCGUGUGUCCUUGGCAGCGGACCGCAGUGGCGCUGACGUGGCCAGCAUCCAGCUUCUCACCUCCAAGGCUGCAGAUGCCAGACUCUUCCGAAGGGCGGUGCUGAUGGGGGGCUCUGCCCUCUCCCCAGCUGCUGUCAUCAGCCGGGAGAGGGCUCGGCAGCAGGCCACUGCUCUGGCUCGGGAGGUGCGCUGCCCCACGUCACCUGUCCAGGACCUGGUCUCCUGUCUCCGUCAGAAGCCUGCUAACAUCGUCAAUGACGCUCAGACCAAGCUCCUGGCUGUGAGCGGUCCUUUCCACUACUGGGGCCCUGUGGUCGACGGUCAGUACCUCCGGGAGGCGCCAGCCAGGACGCUGCAAAGAGCCCGGCGGGCGAAGGUCGAUCUGCUCAUCGGCAGUUCCCAGGAUGAUGGACUCAUCAACAGAGCUAAGGCCAUCAAGCAAUUUGAGGAAAGGCAAGGGAGAACCAGCAGCAAAACCGCCUUCUACCAGGCGCUGCAGAAUUCCCUGGGUGGUGAGGACGUGGACCCGGGCGUGCAGGCUGCUGCCACGUGGUACUACAACCUGGAGCACUCCACGGAUGACUACGCCUCCUUCUCCCGGGCGCUGGAGAAUGCCACGCGAGACUAUUUCAUCACCUGCCCCGUGAUCGCCAUGGCCGGCCACUGGGCACGGCAGGCCCGAGGGAACGUCUUCAUGUACCACGUUCCCAGCAGCCAGGGUCAUGGCAGCUUAGAACUGUUGGCGGACGUGCAGUAUGCCUUCGGACUUCCCUUCCACCCCGCCUACGAGGGGCAGUUCACUCGGGAGGAGAAGAGCUUGUCCCUGAAGAUCAUGCAGUAUUUUUCCAACUUCGUCCGAUCUGGGAACCCCAACUACCCCCACGAGUUCUCCCGGAGGGCCCCUGAGUUUGCAGCUGCCUGGCCCGACUUCCUCCCCUCCAAUGGUGGAGAGACUUACAAGGAGCUCAGCUCUCUGCUCCCCAACCGACAGGGCCUGAAGAAAGCCGACUGCUCCUUCUGGACCAAAUACAUCCAGGAGCUGAAGGCAUCAGCAGCUGGAGCCAAGGGUCAGCAGUUAGCUGAGAGCGGAGAGGAGGACUUGCAGACAGACUCUGGGCUGAAAGAAGAGCUGUUGGACCCAGGCUCCAAGACCUACAGCAAGUGA
This is a messenger RNA of Elephantulus edwardii (Cape elephant shrew), 8307 nucleotides long. It is a transcript of the gene TG, whose product is annotated as thyroglobulin. The record is from RefSeq and is a predicted model, not a curated record. Gene Ontology annotation, biological process: thyroid hormone generation. Bases 1 to 8307 code for a protein of 2768 amino acids. The transcript is spliced from 48 exons. NCBI's taxonomy places the organism in Eukaryota, Metazoa, Chordata, Mammalia, Macroscelidea, Macroscelididae.